AUGCGCGGAACGUCGUUCUUCUUCCACACGGUGACCGGUGGGUUGUUUGAGGACCAGGACGAGCUGGCAGACUGGACCGAGCCGGUCCCGAACAGGGAGGCCAUACUCGGGGCACGCCAUGGCCGCAAGGUGGGCGCGCCUGAGCCAGGACGCCGUCACCGAGGCCGCCGCCUCCCGCGACCUGGCGCUCCGCUCAGUGGCGGCGGCGAGCUCUGCAGACAGCGCAGCCCGGGAGGCCGCGAGGAGGGCCCACCUCUCGCAGCUGGAGGCCGCCCGGGCGUACUCCCCGCCGACGCCACGGCCGCGCCCAGAGAGGCCCCCGCCCAGGAGGCCCCCCGCGGUGGAGCUCCCAGUGCGGGAGACCUUUUGGCAGCAGGUGAAGGAGGGCCGUGGGGCCGAGAAGCCGCCGGCCAUCGCGCACUACAUCCGGCGCAUGCGCCACGCCGCGCACGCGGGCGGCGGCGCGGCGGUCGCGCAGGGCUGCGU
Molecule: messenger RNA, 486 nt
Organism: Prorocentrum cordatum
Lineage: Eukaryota; Dinophyceae; Prorocentrales; Prorocentraceae
Source: the annotation of a GenBank genome assembly